UCUCUCCCGCAUUCAACGUUUCUCUCUUUGAUUUAUAGCUCUAAAAGUCUAAUCUGUUUACUAUUUCCUGGUUUUCCAUUUUCUUGGGAUUCUGAGUUCCACUGCCUCCCUAAUUCCCCAUGAGAGAUUCCUCAACAAUUAACGGUUAAGACUAUAGACUUGAGAACCCAAACCAGCUUUUCUUCAGGAAGAGUUUGAUGGCGACGCUCAGUCUCUUUCAACUCAGCACUCUUUCAACUCAGCACUCUUAUUUACUCCUUCUAGUAUCCCCUUUUUCUUGAUCUUGACAAUCUCACACCCCCCACUUUUCCAUCUGGGUCCUUUUCCUUUUCCUCUUGUCAGUCCCCACUUUUUCAAACCAAAUAACUAAGCUUUUUUCCGACACUUUCUCUUUGCAGUUUGUUUGUUUCUUUUGGGGUUGAAUAUGGGUGAUAGUCUGUCUGGUUUCUUUGAUGAUAAUGAGUUCGGAGAGAGCAACUUGGGCAGCGAUGAUCUUUUUAGUAAUGAUCUUUUUAGUAUCUUUGAGAGCCUUGAGGGUGUGGUGGAGUUUCCACCUGUUGAUGAGGUUGUGGUUGGGUCAGGUGAAGAAACGCCGAGACUGGUCUCUCAGAAAUCCGCAUCGUCCUGCAGUGCUUUGCAAGAGUCGGAGACUGAGCUUGAAAUAUCACCAAAGAGCAGCAAGAGGCCGAAGCUUAUGACUUCCUCAGAGGAAGCAAACCCUGAAGGGCAACAAAAGGUGUCUCAUAUAACUGUGGAACGCAACCGAAGGAAGCAAAUGAACGAGCAUUUGUCUGUGUUGAGGUCACUUAUGCCUUGCUUCUAUGUCAAAAGAGGAGAUCAAGCAUCGAUAAUUGGAGGGGUGGUCGAUUACAUCAAUGAGUUGCAGCAAAUUCUACAAUCGCUGGAGGCCAAGAAGCAACGAAAAGUUUACACCGAAGUUCUAAGCCCUAGGCUAAUUCCAAGUUCAAGUCCAAGGCCUUCACCACUUAGCCCUAGAAAACCACCUCUAAGCCCUAGACUAAACUUACCCAUUAGCCCAAGAACCCCACAGCCAACUAGCCCUUACAAGCCUAGGGUGCAACAAGGUUACCUCUCCCCCACAAUGGCUACUUCACUUGAGCCAUCUCCUUCAUCUUCUUCCACUUCCUCCAAUAUUAAUGAUAAUAUCAAUGAGCUCGUCGCGAAUUCAAAGUCUCCAAUCGCAGAUGUGGAGGUGAAGUUUUCAGGUCCAAACCUUCUUUUGAAGACAGUGUCUCCUCCAAUUCCUGGCCAAGCUAUGAAAAUAAUUUCCACCCUGGAAGACCUCUCUCUUGAACUUCUCCAUGUAAAGAUCAGUACAGUCGACGAAACCAUGCUCAAUUUCUUCACCAUUAAGAUUGGAAUUGAAUGUCAACUCAGCGCCGAGGAACUCGCUCACCAAAUUCAGCAAACAUUCUGCCAAGUCCACUAAGAUAAUUUGAUGAGUCUCAACCCUAACAAGACCAUUGUCUCUCACUAUCAGCUGAAGAAGUGCACUAAUAAAGGGGAAUGUGGGAAAGGCAUUUACCGACAUUCCUAUUAACUACAUUUGUAAUUUUUAAUCAGUCAUGACCCUGUAUUUUUUUUUUUUUUUUUUUUUUUUCUAAACGAGGCUGAACUUUAUUAGUAAUACUGGUCAUUUUCUAUGAUAGAAAAUGACCUGUAUUACUAUAUUAGGUAGUGUAACCCUCUUGUAACUGAGUUCUCAAUAUUUUAGUCAAUCUAUGAAUUUCAAUUUUCAUUUCCAAAGUUCUAA
Molecule: messenger RNA, 1774 nt
Organism: Quercus lobata
Lineage: Eukaryota; Viridiplantae; Streptophyta; Magnoliopsida; Fagales; Fagaceae
Gene: SPCH
Product: basic helix-loop-helix (bHLH) DNA-binding superfamily protein
Exons: 3
Coding region: 425-1450 (341 amino acids)
Biological process (GO): positive regulation of DNA-templated transcription; stomatal complex development; guard cell differentiation
Cellular component (GO): nucleus
Molecular function (GO): DNA-binding transcription factor activity; protein dimerization activity
Source: RefSeq, a predicted model, not a curated record